GGCUCGGCCGGUACGGUUGCUGGCAGGCGCCAACAAAACAACUUCCUGCAGCCUCUGCCGCUAACACUCUCACUGAUUGCUAGCUAGUGGCAGCAGCAGCGCUAAUCUUAUAAGCAAUGGAGGCAGCUAGCAUGUACUCACUCAGAAGCAGGGGGAGCUGGCCAUUAAUAUCAACUUGCGCAAGGUCUGCUUUGACAAAUGCACGGCGACCGCAGUCAGCAAACAUGCGGCAUUGGAAGCUGCCAACCUGUAACAGAUUUCCAGAGCGACAUUCGUCCUUUUUUCACCACCAAGACGUCCUCAGAGGUACAAACCAGCUUCACGACUGGUGUGACUUGGCACAAGAGCAAAGCAAGUUGCCUGCUUCUCAUUUUCUAGGCACCUCUUUCGCUUGGGGCGCUAGACAGUCAAGGAGAGUUGCCUGCAGCAUUGCAAAGUGGCAUAUGGAUGCUUCAGCAGCAUUUCCUGCGUUCGUCCAGUUGAACUGCGGGACCUGGAGUGGCACGUUUUAUCAAUUCAAUGCAUUCGGCAAGGUCCUGGAGAGCAUCCAAACGACCAUGGAAGUCACGUCCAGCGGAACAGCGGAUGACCUGAUGAUGCAACAGAGGUUGAAGGUUCAGGAUCAAGCUGUGGGAGCUGCCAGCGCGUCAGAUUCUGAGUCGGUCUUUGAUUUGCACAGCAGCCGCACUUCGCUAGGUGACUCUCAGCAGCUGAGUUACUUUCCUGGUGAUGGCGCCUUCUCGCUGUCACACCAAACUGCAGAAGCACUGGACGCACUCUUAAGGAAAGGGCUGUCCAAGAAAAAGGACGGAGAAGACAUUGACAGGACUGUUCGCUAUCCUUCGGAGCGCCCCGCUCUGGUGAGCGAAUGUUGCCUCCAUUCGGACAGCGGCGACCGACGCGUGCGCGCCAUACACGUGUUGGACACGCGCGGCCUGCUGGACCAGAUUGGCGUGUUCGUCGAGAGCAAGACGGAAGGUGAAGAGCUGGAAACGCAAGACGACCCGGGAAGUCGGAUUGACGCGUUGCUAGGAAAGUGGAAGGGCCGCGCCUCGAGUCGGCGGACGGCGCUGUACGGGGGCACUGUCACAGAGUACGAUUCGUCCAUCACUUAUACGAAAGGACCGGAGGGCACUUUAGAACAGGUGCUCAAGAUGGGUCCCAGCGGUUUUGAGUUGAAGUCCACGGCGUCUCUAGACGGGUCCGUCAUCCUGUACCCUGGCGGCCUGCAAACCACGCUACUACCCGGGGGCAUCGCUGUUACGUGUCCGCUCAACGUGAAGCCCGGGCAAUCGUUCUACUUCGAAAUGUCCUGGAUAGUUAACCCGGGCCACCGUUCGAGAUUGAUCAGGACCUACGACCUUGACGGACUGGUGGUUUCCACGACCUUGAUAAAGGAGGUGAAGAGUUGAGCUGAGCCCCUCGCCGUUCAGGACCGUUGCAACUCAAUCAUGACAAGUUGGCACUCUGCA
Messenger RNA from Klebsormidium nitens, 1472 nucleotides. NCBI's taxonomy places the organism in Eukaryota, Viridiplantae, Streptophyta, Klebsormidiophyceae, Klebsormidiales, Klebsormidiaceae. The record is from the annotation of a GenBank genome assembly.